Messenger RNA from Arachis duranensis, 1167 nucleotides. Its product is annotated as probable mannitol dehydrogenase. Bases 26 to 1108 code for a protein of 360 amino acids. Gene Ontology annotation, biological process: lignin biosynthetic process. The transcript is spliced from 6 exons. Gene Ontology annotation, molecular function: zinc ion binding; cinnamyl-alcohol dehydrogenase activity. Lineage: Eukaryota; Viridiplantae; Streptophyta; Magnoliopsida; Fabales; Fabaceae. The record is from RefSeq and is a predicted model, not a curated record.
CGUUGAAACGUAAACGCUCAACGAAAUGUCCCAAGAAGGUUUAACAGAAGCCUAUGGAUGGGCUGCAAGAGAUUCAUCGGGAAUUCUCUCCCCUUUACAUUUCACCAGACGGGCAAAUGGUGAUACAGAUAUCACCAUCAAGAUACUCUACUGCGGGAUUUGCCACUCCGAUUUUCAUAUGCUGAAGAAUGAUCAUGGCAUAAGCAUCUAUCCCUUAGUCCCCGGGCAUGAGAUUGUGGGGGAAGUGACAAAGGUGGGAAGACGAGUUACAAAAUUCAAGGUUGGUGACGUGGCUGGAGUGGGUGGCAUCGUGGGCACGUGCGGCACGUGUUCCAACUGCACACAGGGCUUGGAAACUUACUGCCCCAAAAUGAUUCUAACCUCUAGCUCACACUACCAUGAUGGAUCAAUAACGUAUGGAGGCUUCUCUGAUAAUUUUGUUGUUGAUGAGCACUUUGCCGUCACAAUUCCCGAAUCUAUGCCUCUGCAUGCCACAGCCCCUUUGUUGUGUGCUGGAAUCACUGUUUACAGCCCCAUGUUGCACCACGGGCUCUGCAGGCCCGGUCAGCACUUGGGUGUGGUGGGCCUUGGUGGGCUCGGCCAUCUGGCUGUUAAGUUUGCCAAGGCUUUUGGUAUGAAGGUCACUGUUAUAAGCACUUCGUCCCGAAAGAAGGAGGAAGCAAUUGAACGUCUUGGUGUGGAUUCCUUCUUGCUUAGUCAUCAGCAACAACAAUUGCAGGAUGCGACCGGGACAAUGGAUGGGAUCAUUGACACAGUUUCAGCACCUCAUUCUGUGUACCCUUUAGUUGGUUUAUUGAAGACAGGAGGCAAUUUGAUAUUGGUGGGUGCACCUGCAGCCUCAUCUCCUGAAUUACCGUCUCUGCCACUCAUUAUGGGGAGGAAGUCAAUAAGUGGGAGUGCAGGUGGAGGAAUGAGAGAGACACAAGAGAUGAUUGAAUUUGCGGCAAAGCACAAUAUUAGUGCAGAUGUGGAAGUUAUUCCCAUGGAUUAUGUGAACACUGCUAUGGGUAGACUUGUCAACAAUGAUGUUCAAUAUCGAUUCGUCAUUGAUGUAGCAAAUACUUUGGACACUCCACGCACUAACUAAUUAAUUAAUUCAUGCCUACAAAUCACGGACUAGAUCCAAAAUUAUAUAUUUUGACUUAG